AUGGCAAAUGGGAACUUGUUCAACAUCAGAAGCCAUCCUGAUGGAGCUAUUGAUUGGUAUAAGGCCCGCUUGGUGCCUAAAGGGUUUCAACAACGUCCUGGCAUUGAUUUCUCUGACACUUUCAGUCCUAUUGUGAAACCCACUACCAUUCAGGUUGUCUUGCAUCUCGCCCUCUCCUCUGAUGUGUAUAUGUCUCAGCCUCCCGGGUUCGUUGAUCCCAAUUUCCCCAGUCAUGUGUGCAAGCUCUGCAAAGCUUUGUAUGGCCUCAAACAUGCACCGUGUGUUUGGUACAAAGAGUUGAGCUCGUUCUUGCUUUCUAAUGGUUUGUUCAUGCUCUUUCUAGGAGGUUCUCUGUCAAGGAUCAAAGAUCCCUUAAUUAUUUUCUCGGCCUACAUGGAUGGUGCAAAGGAACUUAGAACACCCAUGACCACUUCCCAUUCUCUCGUGCUUCAUGAUGGUUCUCCUCCCACUGAUGCCACUAAGUAUCGCCAACUAGUUGGUGGUCUUCACUAUCUCAGUCUCACUCGCCCCAACAUAUCAUUUGCUGUCAACAAGCUAUCUCAAUUCAUGCAUCAACCAUCUAACAUUCACUGGCAAGCUUUGAAGCGUCUCCUUCACUACCUCAAAGGCAUCAUCUACCAUGGUCUUUUUCUCAAAUGCUCUUGCACCACUACCUUGUCUGCUUUUUCCAACGCGUAUUGGGACGGAAACCGUGAUGAUCGAACAUCCACCACAGCCUAUAUUGUCUAUCUUGGUGGUAAUCUCAUUUCUUGGAGCUCCUAUAAACAACAAGUCAUUGCUCGCUCAUCCACCAAAGUUAAGUACUGUGUCGUUGCUUGUACCGCCGCUGAACUUGCUUGGAUCAAAUCCCUACUUCGCAAACUUGGCGUUAUGCCCUCCUCCAUGCUUGCCAUUUCUUGUGACAAUAUUGGUUCCACCUUCUACUGUGCCAAUCCUGUUCUCCACUCUUGCAUGAAACACAUUGACAUUGAUUUUCAGUUUGUUUGUGAUUUGGUCACUCGUGGCCUCCUUCAGGUAUCUCAUGUUUCCACCACUGAUCAACUUGUCGAUGCCCUCACAAAGCCUCUGUCUCGCCACUGUUUUCAACUUCUCUUGUCCAAGAUUGGUGUUGCUGACGUCGCCACCAUCUUGCUGUGGCGUAUAAGGGAACCACCAUAG
Messenger RNA from Prunus armeniaca (apricot), 1179 nucleotides. NCBI's taxonomy places the organism in Eukaryota, Viridiplantae, Streptophyta, Magnoliopsida, Rosales, Rosaceae. The record is from the annotation of a GenBank genome assembly.